Molecule: messenger RNA, 792 nt
Organism: Cladocopium goreaui
Lineage: Eukaryota; Dinophyceae; Suessiales; Symbiodiniaceae
Source: the annotation of a GenBank genome assembly
AUGAAUGGUUUGAUGCAGCGUUCAAAGAUCCUCAAUGGCAUUGAGGGAAUGCGGCCGUCCUCUGCGGCUUCCACGGCACCAUCAGUUCGCACGCCUCGGGCCAAAGCAGCCGGAAAAUCCAAGGCAAAAGCCAAAGCAAAGGGGGCCAAAAAGGAACCCCGAGGAGUGUUUGACAAGAAGAUCGAGGAGUUAGCAGACCGUGCUCGACACGAUGCAAACCGAUCGCCUUGGCCGGUGCUCCACUUGUCGAGCUGGAUUAAAACCGGGAUGGAGGCUGACCAGUUUGCAGGGUUCUUCCUUCUCAAUGGCUUCAAGUUAGACAACUUGGUACAGGCUGAGGACAACCUAGAGCUUUUUUGGGACAGGCUUCAGAAAUAUCCCAGGGGACUUGGCAAAGGAUCAGAUUGUGCACUGGUGGCUGGCUGGUUGGAAACCAUUCUGACCCCACUAGACCCUGCAACUGUACCUGCAAAAUGUCGUGACAUGGUCGUCGUGGCAAAGUGGGGGAUCAGUGCAACGGGUCAGUUUUUUAGAACCCUGUACCAUGGAGAUUUAUGGCUUUCGCGUAGCGAAGCGCAGACUGCUGAAUCCUUUGGGGCCUUAGCAAGGCUUGCAAAAAUCCAAGAUUGGCGACUUUUCUACAUGCGCCCGAAACUACACAUGCAUAUGCAUGUGCAGCUGCUUGGCUUUGUGUGCGCUGUUUGUUUCUACCCUGUGCUCUUGAUUGCUUUUGGCAAUCUUUCAGGCUGGAAAUGGAAUACCAACUGGAAGACGGCGCUGAGUGGAUCUUGA